Culex pipiens pallens (northern house mosquito) is the source of this 2760-nucleotide messenger RNA. Its product is annotated as endoplasmic reticulum metallopeptidase 1-like. The record is from RefSeq and is a predicted model, not a curated record. Gene Ontology annotation, biological process: proteolysis. Lineage: Eukaryota; Metazoa; Arthropoda; Insecta; Diptera; Culicidae. Gene Ontology annotation, molecular function: metalloexopeptidase activity. The transcript is spliced from 5 exons. The coding region runs from base 126 to 2711 and encodes 861 amino acids.
CUGCCUGCCUGCGCCAGGUUGAUAGCGCCAAUCAAAUGUCGUGUAGUACCAUCUCUGGCUAGCAGAAGAUAAGUCGCGAACCAGUGCUAAUUAGACCAUCUUGGUGAGUGCAUUCAAGCCCCGAAAUGAAACUCUCUCGGAGUCACGUGAUUCCGCUGUGCUGGAGUGUCCUGAUACCGGCACUCGGAAUCGGGAUCUACUUUCUGGCGUACUGGAACUGGUCGACGCUACCGGAAGGUGUAACGCUAGCUGAAGAACAGACGCACACAGAGCCGGAGUUUGUAGCUGAACGUGCUCACAACCAUCUGCGCACGUUGACCAGUCGCGGACCGCGCGUCGUCGGAAGCGCUGCGAAUGAGGUAUUCGCCGUCAACUUUUUGGUGGAGACUGUAAAUGAAAUCAUACGAGGUGCGGACACCUCGAAUCUGAUCACCGUGGAGGUUCAGGAAGCUGCGGGAAGCUACUUUCUGGACUACAAGGACUAUCCGAUCACGGGCUAUUACCGAGAUGUUCAGAACGUAGUGGUAACGCUGAGAAAGCGAUCCGAUAGGCAGUUUAGCGGGCGAUACCUGCUGCUGAACGCUCACUUUGACAGUGCGGUGACGAGUCCCGGCGCCGGUGAUGACGGAACCAUGACCGUGGUCAUGCUGGAAGUCCUACGCCAAAUGUCCAAGUACGACCUACCCCUUCAACAUGGGAUUAUCUUCCUGUUUAACGGCUGCGAAGAAAACAUGAUGCAGGGAGCUCACGGAUUCGUCACCGGACAUCGGCUAGCAGCGAACGUGUCGGCCUUCAUCAACCUGGACGUGGCCGCCAACGGAGGUCGCGAGAUCAUGUUCCAGUCUGGGCCAGACUUCCCCUUUCUGAUGAACUAUUACCAACGGUACGCGAAGCGUCCGUACGCCAACUCGCUGGGCGAGGAAGUCUUCCAGCUGGGAUUGGUUCCGUCUUUCACGGACUUUGAAACCCUGUCCCAGGUUGGGAACUGGCCCGGCAUGGACUUUGCCUUGGCGUCCUACGGAUACCUGUAUCACACAAAGUAUGACGCGUUCGAGACCAUUUCGGAGUCUACGCUGCAGCACAUCGGGGACAAUCUGCUCCCGCUAACGAUCGGGUUGGCGCAAGCCGAGGAACUGUUGGACGUGGAAAAGUACCGCGAAGAUUCGCCGACGUUCUUCGACUUUAUGCACCUGUUCAAGAUCACGUACAAGCGAGCUGUAGCGUACGCCGUAAAUUGCACCGUGGGGAUUGUCGGACUGGGCUUGAUCGUUGGAACGGUUGUGAUGAUGGUCCGGAUGGAGGGAGCCAAUUUGGGGCAGAUUCUAAUGGAAUGCGGUUUGUCGUUGAUCGUACAAACUUCGUCGAUUGUGGUGGGAGCAGGUGUUAGUUUGGUUGUGGCGGUGAUCGUUGAUGCUGUUGGACGAUCAAUGUCUUGGUUUACCUCUACUUGGUUACUGUUUGGACUGUACUUUGUACCUUUUAUUGCCUGUCUGGUUUUAGGUCCGUGGCUGUACAUCAGGUUCCGGAGAGUUGACUUUCUCAACAACCAAGGUCGCGUGCUGCUCUUCCUACACGCACAGUGCUUCAUCUACAUUGCCCUGCUGCUAACCUUCACCAUCGGAGGUAUCCGCUCGGCGUACCUCCUCUUAUUCCCGAUCAUCUUUCACUCCCUAACGACCCUAAUCAACAUGGCCAUCAAGUUCAAGCUCAACUUCUGGAUCUACGUUCACCUCACCGGCCAGCUGAUCCCGUUGAUCUACUUCUGCUCACUGACCACGACGGUGUUUGCCGUGUUUAUUCCGAUGACCGGCCGCGGAGAUCCCACCGCCAAUCCCGACCUGAUGAUGGCGCUGUUUAGCGUGCUAAUGUCACUGUUUCUAGUCGGACUGUCGGCUCCGUUGAUCGUACUGCUGCCCAAGAUCAGGUACUUCUUCAUCGUAGCAGGCCUGCUGUUUGUUACCACGAUCGUGGUGAUGUUUACGUCCGUUGGGUUCCCGUUCCGGGAAGCUACAACGCCCCAACGGUACUACAUCUUUCACCAAGAACGCAACUUUUACGCUUACGACGGUUCACUGCGAGAUUCCGGUACAAACUUCUUCCUCUACCCGAUGGAUCGGCACACACCGGACCUACUAUUCCAGGAAGUGCCCAUUUGGAAACAAAGAUCCGCUCCCGUUGAAGAACUCUGCGACAAAGAGCUAUACUGCGGAUUCCCGUUCUACAUCAACCGGUACCACCGCCAACGCCAGCAAAGCUACUGGAUGUCCGCUCAGUCGCGACCGCACUUCCCAGUUCCGAUCAGCUUCAGCCUGACUUCGAAGCAAGACAUAACCUCAACAGUCCGAAGAUUCCGGUUCACAAUCGAAGGCCCCAACCUGAUGGGACUGUACAUUUCACCGCUCCGAGGAAACGACCUUAUUGGGUGGACAUUCAGCGAUUCGAUUCCACCCAGUGGCGUGCCCUGGAACGGACAGUCCGUGCACUACGUGAACCUCCUGCAAGCCAAGUCACGAGCUCCGUGGGAGUUUUUCUUGGACAUUGAGUCGACUACUGGGUUGAAGGACGGGCCCAUGGUUGUGAUAUCGCUUGCGGCGCACUACAUGUACCACGAGGAGCAGCACGUCGAAGAAUUUAAGAAUUUGACGCAGCAGAUGCCAGCGUACAUGAACACUGUGGCGUAUCCGAGCUUCUUGGAAAAUAGAGAGUUCUGAUUUCGACGUUGGAAACGACGCCAAUAAAGCUAGUCAUUUUUGUAACAUU